GAGAGAGGAGGAGAGAAUGUAUGGUGAACGGCAAGCGCUUCCUUGUUCAUGUCCUGGGCCUUUGUGAAUAAACCAUGGGAUGUAUUGGCUCGCGAACACUCACGGCAGAUGGGGUUCCAGUACAGAAGGAUGGGGAACAGGAGUGACGCGUUCUAUGAAGGACAAGGUGACAAAGCCAACAGCUAUGGCACAGGGCCGCGUGGCUCAUAUGAUAGAGUGGCAGAACUGGGGCAUGCAGACAGUAGGAGCAGGAGGCUCCAGUGUUGGUCGGUUCUCCACUCGCAAUCUUCAGCAGGAACGCAAGCUGGAGAACGAUGCCUAUAGUGACCUUAGUGAUGGAGAGAAGGAGGCACGCUUUGCAGCAGGUGUUAUGCAGCAGUUUGCAAUAUCCGAGGCCACGUUGCUUGCUUGGAAUUCUAUGGAUGGAGAAAGCAUGAGUGCAGGCUCCAACCAAGGCAGUGUUGCUCAUCUGAGUGAGGCCAACCAGGAGAGCAUCACCAGCCGAGACCAGAUAUUACACCAUUCCUCUGCAGAGGUGUGGCCUCACACGUACGUCUCCCAGGGCCUGUACUGCCUCUCCUCUUCAGAUGCCUGGGAGCCAAUCAGCAAUGAGCAGUCAGGAGUGGCCUCUCCAGCAACAGGCUCCUAUGUCAUGGCAGGUGGUGCCUCCUGCGAUAGCGGCUAUGAUGGAAAUACUGCGGCUCACUUCCUGUCACAGCAGCAACAGCAGCAGUACAUCCAACACCACCAGAGCCAGUUACAACAGAUCCAGCAACUACAACAGAUACAGCAAUACCAGCAACAACAGAUCCUGCAGUAUCAGCAACAGCAACAGUUUUUGGAACAAAGAUUACAUAGUGCCACUCAGUCUCUGCAGGCUACACCCAACAGCACCAUUCACAGUCUACCACCACUCACCCACCCACCCUUGGUCGAUUUGUGGGGGCCAGGGCUUACAGAGACCUACCAAGCUGAAGUAGGUGGGUAUAUAGGCGUGGCUGCAAGCAAUGAGGGAAAUCUAACGGCACCCUCAGAAGACAUGGGAACAGAACACUCACCGUUACUGGAAGCUCAAGAAGAGGAAGAGAUCAAGGAGGAAGAAGUAACAUUAUGCAUGGAACCAGAACCAGUGACUUUAAUUCCUUCUCCAGCUGCCCAGAGAGAGGAAGUGACCUCAGUAGGGGGAAGCAGUCCAGGACAGGUCCCUGGGGAAUCGAUCGCAGAAUGGAAAGCUUCUGAUGUCUCACCGUCCGUUAAUGAAAUACUGGAGGAAAAAGAGGAGGAGUCGGAAUCCUCAUCGGCCAGUGCCACGGCAACAAAAUGAGUGUUAGGAGCAGGAAGAAAACUGAUUUCGACUGACAUUUUAUGCUACAUAAUCAGCUCUUUGAAUUGAUCUAUCACUUUUUCAGGAAUCUCUCCUUUGCGCCGGAUCUCGUGCCACUUCAAAUACAAUAAGGAGAAAAUGACAGAAUUUUCUAACAAACAUUAUUCACUAAUUAAGAGGAGCACUGGAGCGAGAGAGAGAGAGACAGAGACAGAGAGAGAGAGAGAGAGUAAGGACAAAUCUAUUCACAAUGGGGUUUGGAGAGACGAGUACAGACAAAGGUUAAAUUCAUGCAUGCUAGCUACAUGGAUGCUACUCAUUGCUAUGAACAUACAGUCAACAUCAUAACAAAGCAGCAAAAACAACUGAAACAUGCAGACGCAAAAAAGAUAGUGAAAUAAAAAUGCAUAAAUGUAAGGUGUUGUGUAAAGUCAGCUGAGUUUCAAUCAACACUUUCUUCAUCCGUUAUAGAUAUCAUGUGUCAUUACAUAAGUAAAUCUGAUACCACAGAAAACGAAUUACAGUAUGAAAUGGAUUUGAACACCCAUGGAGCAAAAUCUUUUUUCCCCCUAUUGGCAAUUCAUCUCUCAUUAAUUCAGACAUCUGUCCUGACAUCUAUCCAGCUUAAAUGUUAUUAUAUUGGACUAACAGAUGAGCUGUUUCUUUUGAAAACAAAUUUCCAAAGUUUGCUCCAUGUGGCUUAUUUUAUUUAUAUGAUUCAAAAUCUGGCACAUGGGUUUAAGGUGAUACUGCUUAAAAGCAACUCUAGGCAAAUUUUACGCAAAACCAAAUUCAACAAUUAUCAAAGCUCUUAAUACUUUAUAUAAAGUUUAUGACAAUGUUGAGAAGGUUGGAAAUGCAUUUCCUUUCCAACCCAAGUUAUAUAAGGAAGACUAUUCACUUCUGUUCAUGGAUGAGCUGAGGUCUUAUUAGGAAACAUCAGAAAUUAUAAGCAUAUUAAUAAAUACAAAAAUAGCAUAUAUCUAUAUACACACACAUUGUGUGCUUCAAACGUAUAGUGUAUCAUAGUGGGCUUCCUUCUCUUGGUCAUCUUUGCAUGCAUGCUAUAUGUCAGUGUAAUAUUACAUCCCAGACAGCACUGUACAGUUAUUUGCACUGAACCUUUCUACUCUGGCGAAGCUUUGCUUGUCUGAGUGAUGAAGGCACAGAGUUGCACAGCCUUUGGAUGUUGGUACCAUCCAGAGAGAGAAAAGAAUCUACACUCCCCUGAAAGCAGCUUUACAGGAAUCCCACUUAUGAUAUAACUGAUAAAAUGUCAGCACACUGACUGAUGUGGUUCGUUUGCACUUUUGUUCGACUGUCCAUGUUCAUGAAAUGUAUUUGGAUUUAAACAAAAUGAACCACAUAAAAAGUCUAAGUAGACUGCAAAAUAUUUAGACAAGAAGGUUUAUGGAUGAAAAAUGCUGCAUCACUUGCAAAAAAAAAAGAAAAAAAAGAAAGAAAAACAAUAAAAACCCCAAUACAUUUUCAUUUAAUGUUUUCGAUUAAUUGUAUGUAAAUACUGUGAAUGCUUUUCAGUUACUUCUUUAUUUUUAUACUGUGUCUUGAAUUCCGUUUGUAACACAACAUAAAUCAAUUUACUGCUGGACAUUUAAAGCCUGUAUUGUAUACAACAGACGUAAGCAAUUGUCUUUAAGAUCAACAUAUGUAAAUAAUUUGACAGAAAUGUGGACAUUUUAUCCGGAAACAUGUUCUAAUAGAAUCAGAGCGAACAGAAAGUGUCCUCUUGAAGAACUCAGGCCAAUAAGAAUAGACUAGGCGUCUUCCAGUUAGUCGUGGUUACUGUUAGUGGCCAUGGCUGGAAACAUUGCAUGGGUGUAUGAUCUUUUAUGCUCGAAUAUAAGCUGAGCUAAAACAAGUAACGGAAGACACAGUGGGUAUCUGCUUCACUCUUUCCUGCUGUCGAGGAGAAUAAAAUGAGAACAACCAGGACCACUGCAUCUCCUGGCCAACUUCGUGAAUUCAUUUUCUUUAUUUAUUUAUUGGAGGUUGAAGACCUCAGUUGAUUUCUGAAGCUUAUGUGAAAGCCAAAUACAAUAAGAUAAACUUGUUUAUUGACUUGAAAGACUUUAUUUAUUGAUUGAUUAUUUAUGCAAUGUUGGGACAAUAUUUAUUUUUGUACAGAAUUAUAAGCCCUCCCUGUAGUAUAUGAUAGAGUACAUGUUGUUAUGUUGAGCUCCUGACACUGGCAUGGAGACUGGAAAAUCUGGAAUUUUUUUCUGAGUGAGUUUAGUGCGUGCGUGUGCACACGUGUCCGUAUAUCUUUGUGGCAUUUUAUUGAAUCUUAUGCUACAUAAGGCUCCACACAUAUCACUGUCAUUAUAUGCAGGUAACCCAGACGUCUAAUGUCUCACAACAGUAAUGACUGUUGGUAAAAGCGAAUGUUUAUAAGGCUUUAAUUUUUGUCUGUGCUUGUUAAGCUUAACUCAGUAUCAACUUCCAGUGUUGACAAGUCUUAGUACGUGGCAGAAGGGAAGCAGCAAGGUAACGAUAUGUGCUUAUUUAUUUAUUUAAGAGUUAUUUUGGGAGAGGGCUUCUUUCUCAUUUUAGACACAUUUGGUGGAAAUGACCUCACUCUUCAGUAAGUCGGUGGUUAAUUUCCUCUUAACUCACCACAGUGCCAUGUCAAUAUUAUAUCUAUGAACAGAUGUCUGUGAAGGAAAAAAGGAGGUUAGUUUAACAUAUUUUUGACCCUUUGGGGUAGAAAUUUAUUUUUAAGUUCACAGAUCGAUAUAGGAAAUGAGUCUAAAAGUCAUGCUGAAAUAUAGAGCAAAAUUGAUCUAGAGCAAUUUGUGGCAGCGUUCAGCAUUUUCCUGUCUAGGAUGCUGGAUCGAUCAAAAUAGAACAUGGGUUACAUAUAUUAUUUGUUUACAGAUCGUAGAAAUGAUGCUUUCUCAGUUUUCAUACCUUAUGUUCUAAACCAUGUACAAUGCUAUUUGUAUGUUGGCUUGCAUAACAGACCAUGAGUUACUGUAUCAUCAGAAGAUUGGAGAGCACUUGAGACAAGCCAUGAGGAGCUAAUUAUACCAAACAAACAUGACAGGUCACCAGAAGAGUGAUGCCAUUUCCUGCUAGGUAUUUUGUUGCUUUAUGUGUAAGGUAAGAAAUAUGGAUGGAUAUAGUAAUAAUCACAAACCAAAUGUAUUUCUUUGCUUAUUACUGUUUGUGACUACAGAUUGUUUGUGAUUUUUUUUGUACAACUCUACUGCCAUCUCUUAAUAUAACCCAACAUAAUGGGCAUGAAUCUAUACACUGUUUGGUUUGUGUUUUCUCUUUUUGGCUUAAUUUUUUUUUGUUUUUUUGUUGUUGUUGUUGUUGUUGUUUACUUCGUGUCUUCUGUCUCUCUUUUAAUGGAGGAAUCGCAACACAAAAUGAUCACAAUCCGCAGGUUUUGGUUCAAAAACUAUGUAAAGGCUUAACCAUUUGUUAGAAAUGUGAUCCAAAGACAGACAUUAGAAUUCAUAUGGAUUUUAUUUGGAUAUGAACUUGUUUGAAUAAGUGUAAGUGGGAAUUCAAUCUGUGAUGCCUAUAUCUAUGCAUGCUUGUCCGAAGGGUCUAAUGACAUGGUUCUUCCAGUGUGCUUUCACUUCUCUCUCCCUGUCUCUCGUGAUCUCUCCUUUUUUGUCCUGCACGAGAUAAAAAAAAAAUCCUUCCCUAACCACACACAUACCACAUCCCAAUCCCCAUCUCUAUACCCCUCCCCAAACAACAAUAAUGAAAAACGAUUAAAUAAACAAAGAGAAAAUUAUCCUGUAUUGUUUUUUUUUCCUGAAACAGUACAA
Clarias gariepinus (North African catfish) is the source of this 5127-nucleotide messenger RNA. It is a transcript of the gene fam131bb, whose product is annotated as family with sequence similarity 131 member Bb. Lineage: Eukaryota; Metazoa; Chordata; Actinopteri; Siluriformes; Clariidae. Bases 80 to 1324 code for a protein of 414 amino acids. The transcript has 7 exons. The record is from RefSeq and is a predicted model, not a curated record.